ACACAGAACCUCACCUAUUUGGUUUGUGGAUUUUAGGCUUGCUGUACAAAAACUUCCGUCUUUCAUUUCAUACGAUAAUCGGCGUACUAACGAGCGGUUUUAUCUUCAAAUUUCACAAAACUGUACAGUAAUAAAGAUUACAGGUGACGUCUCGGCUCGAACUGAGCAUGCUCUGUAGUGAAUGAAGCCCCGCCCCAUCUCUUAUUGCCACGACAACGAUGACAAUGGAAGAGAUCAAGAAUGAAGCGGAGACGGCCCCGAUGGUUUCCAUGACUCUCUACACCGUCAUGUACCCGGUCUUCAAUGAGUUGGAGAAAGUGAAUUUAUCUGCGGCACAAACGCUGAGAGCUGCUUUCAUCAAGGCGGAGAAGGAGAACCCAGGUCUGACUCAGGACAUCAUCCUGAAGAUUUUAGAGAAGAAGAACGUGGAGAUCAACUUCUCCGAGUCUUUGUUACGCAUGGCUGCAGACGACGUGAAAGAGUACAUGAUUGACAGGCCGGAGCGGGAGUUUCAGGAGCUGAACGAACGAGCUCGAGCGCUCAAACAAAUCCUCAGCAAAAUCCCCGACGAGAUCAACAACAGAGUGAGCUUCCUGCAGACUAUCAAAGACAUCGCCAGUUCUAUUAAAGAGCUUCUGGAUACCGUCAACACCGUCUUCAAAAAAUACCAGUACCAGAACAGGAGGGCGCUGGAGCAUCAGAAGAAAGAGUUUGUGAAAUAUUCCAAAAGUUUCAGCGACACUCUAAAAACUUACUUCAAAGAUGGAAAGGCAAACAACGUGUUCGUCAGUGCCAACCGCCUGAUCCACCAAACCAACCUGAUCCUCCAAACCUUCAAAACGGUUUCAUAGGACUCGGCUCAUUUUAAUCUGCUCUCAUUUUUAAAUCUAGGAUCAGAUCUUUAUAUAAACGUGUAGGAAUGUUGGGGAGGUUUAUUAAUUUAUGAAGCUUUUGGGACGAUCACUGGGAUUCUCUUUUACUUUUCUCCUCCAGCUUCUUUUCAUUUCCUGUAAUGACCAGGUUCAGAUCCUGGACUUUUUCAUGUCAUUUUUAAUUCUCCCUUUUUAUCAUCUGCUUUUGAUUCAGAGCUUCAGCUGAAUUUCCCCUGAUGGUGGUGGGAAAGAAGAGCAGGAUUUUCUUUCUGUACAUACUGGACUUUCACAGAUGCUCUGAGCUCUGACGAUGGGAGAUUGUAUAUUAAAUUAAUAUUUGGUAGCAGAAAUAUUCAAAUAAAUAUAAUAAAACUCCUG
Messenger RNA from Trichomycterus rosablanca, 1250 nucleotides. Its product is annotated as programmed cell death protein 10-A-like. Gene Ontology annotation, cellular component: FAR/SIP/STRIPAK complex. Gene Ontology annotation, molecular function: protein kinase binding. Bases 219 to 851 code for a protein of 210 amino acids. Gene Ontology annotation, biological process: positive regulation of MAP kinase activity; regulation of Golgi organization. The record is from RefSeq and is a predicted model, not a curated record. The transcript is spliced from 8 exons. NCBI's taxonomy places the organism in Eukaryota, Metazoa, Chordata, Actinopteri, Siluriformes, Trichomycteridae.